CCAGCUGCUACUGCCGAUAUGCGGCUGUCCUUACUGCUCCUCGGGGCUUCAUUUGCACUUGCCAGCGCCAGUGCCAUUCCAGGGCAAAAGCACCAUGUCGUCCACGAGCGUCGCAGCACGCUGCCGGCCUCCUUCGACGAGGGUUACCGGUUGGACAAGAACACCGUCCUCCCCGUCCGCAUUGGCCUGGCUCAAUCGAACCUCCACAUUGCCGACGCUCUUCUGAUGGAAGUGUCCGACCAUACCUCCCCUCGUUACGGGAAGUACUACACGGCCGAAGAGGUCCAUGAUAUCUUCGCGCCCUCGACAGAAAGUGUCGACGCCGUGCGCGAAUGGCUGGAGGCAUCGGGCAUCUCUCCCGAUCGAAUCACUCUGUCCGCGAACAAGCAGUGGCUGCAGUUCGACGCGAAGGCGGGCGAACUGGAGGAUUUGCUCAACACCAAGUACCUUGUACACCCGCACGCUGCCACGGGCAAUCUGCGUAUUUCUUGUCGCGAAUAUUCCGUGCCAAAGUCGGUUCGCCGACACAUCGACUACAUCACCCCCGGGGUCAAAUGGCUCGAGGUCGCGCCGCAGGAUGCGAAGACCAAGCGCUCGCUCCAGGGUGGCAGGCAAGCGCCGGUACCCAGGCCGAUCGACGAGCCAAUUGAGCACGUUCAGGCUGCUGACGCCAGCUUGUCCCAGUGCGACAAGUAUAUCACGCCGAAUUGCAUCAAGACAAUGUACCAAAUCCCAGCCGGGAAGAAUGCAACGCCAGGAAAUGAGCUGGGCAUUUUCGAGGAAGGAGACUACUACAGCCAGGAGGAUCUGAACCUCUUCUUCGCGAAUCUCUAUCCCGAGAUUCCAUUGGGAACGCACCCGAUCCCCAACUUGAUCGACGGUGCCAUUGCCCCCGUCCCCGUCGCUGAAGCCGGCGCAGAAUCGAGUCUCGACUUCCAGAUCUCCUACCCCAUCAUCUGGCCGCAGAACUCGGUGCUUUUCCAGACGGAGGACCCGCACUACGCCGCCGAGAACGGCUACCCGGGCUUCCUGAACAACUUCCUCGAUGCCGUCGACGGCUCCUACUGCUCUGAGACCUCGCCUGAGGAUCCCCCGUAUCCCGAUCCAGCACCGGGGGGGUACAAGGGACAGCGCAUGUGCGGCGUCUACAGGCCGACCAACGUCGUCUCCAUUUCCUACGGUGAAGCCGAGGCCGAUCUCCCCAUCUCCUACCAACGUCGCCAGUGCAUGGAGUGGCUCAAGCUCGGUCUCCAGGGCACCUCCGUGCUCGUGUCGUCUGGUGACUCCGGCGUCGCCGGCCGAGGCGGCGAUCCGACGCCUUCCAACUGCCUGGGCGCAAACGGCACCGUCUUCGCGCCCCAAUUCCCGGCUAAUUGUCCUUAUAUCACCGCUGUAGGCGCGACCUACCUGCCCCCCGGCGCGGACGCCCAGAGCGACGCCGAGGUCGCCGUGACUCGAUUCCCCUCCGGCGGCGGUUUCAGCAACAUCUACGCAACAACAGACUACCAGAAGCAGGCGGUGCAGAAGUACUUCGACAUCGCCCAGCCGCCGUAUCCGUACUACAGCGGCGUCGACAACAGCAGCUUCGGUGCAAACGGAGGCAUCUACAACCGCGGCGGCCGUGCCUAUCCGGAUGUCGCGGCCAUCGGUGACAAUGUCGUUAUCUUCGCGCAGGGGAAAGCAGCGAGGAUCGGUGGCACUUCUGCGUCUGCGCCCGCCUUCGCCUCCAUCCUCACUCUGAUCAAUGAGGAGCGUUUAGCAGUGGGACUGCCGACGGUGGGGUUCGUGAAUCCCAUUCUCUAUGCCCAUCCCGAGGUCUUCCAUGAUAUCACCGUGGGGAAUAACUCCGGGUGCGGGACGCCGGGCUUCUAUGCUGCUCCUGGAUGGGAUCCGGUUACUGGUUUGGGGACGCCGGUUUAUCCGAAGUUGUUGGAUUUGUUUAUGGGCCGGCUUUAGAUGAUGCUACCUGCCUCACAACACUUCGUUUUGUAUAGUGUCAUACGAACUAGGGAGAUUUGUAAUAGUAUAUUAGGGAAUGAUACUAGAAACUCGCUCUUCCAAGUUCCCACCUG
Messenger RNA from Monascus purpureus, 2072 nucleotides. The record is from the annotation of a GenBank genome assembly. NCBI's taxonomy places the organism in Eukaryota, Fungi, Ascomycota, Eurotiomycetes, Eurotiales, Aspergillaceae.